Messenger RNA from Cynara cardunculus var. scolymus (artichoke), 594 nucleotides. RefSeq names its product dolichyl-diphosphooligosaccharide--protein glycosyltransferase subunit DAD1. Lineage: Eukaryota; Viridiplantae; Streptophyta; Magnoliopsida; Asterales; Asteraceae. Gene Ontology annotation, biological process: protein N-linked glycosylation. The transcript is spliced from 5 exons. Bases 66 to 419 code for a protein of 117 amino acids. Gene Ontology annotation, cellular component: oligosaccharyltransferase complex; membrane. The record is from RefSeq and is a predicted model, not a curated record.
GUUGAGAGUAAACGCAUAGAAACUGUGGUUUGGUGUGUGUGUGUGUGUGUGAGAAAGAAGAGAAAAUGGGGAAAUCGCCGACGACGAAAGAUGAUGCUCAGGCUCUUUUUCAGUCUCUCCGAUCUGCUUACUCCGCUACUCCAACUAAUCUGAAGAUCAUAGAUCUGUACGUGGUGUUUGCUGUGUUCACCGCUCUAGUUCAGGUGGUUUACAUGGCAAUAGUUGGGUCGUUUCCAUUCAACUCUUUUCUCUCGGGUGUGCUUUCCUGUGUAGGGACAGCCGUCCUAGCUGUUUGUCUCCGUAUACAAGUGAACAAAGAAAACAAGGAAUUCAAGGAUUUACCUCCGGAACGUGCAUUUGCGGAUUUCGUUUUGUGCAAUUUGGUGCUGCAUUUGGUGAUUAUGAAUUUCCUUGGAUAAGUUGACAUGAUUGCAUUUUGAUGAGGGAGUAGCAAAUAGCAAUAGAUCUCUUGGGGUAUUGCUUUGUGAUGCUUUGAGUCUUGAAUUGUGUAUUGACAAAUAGGAUAAUUGUUUUGAACCUUUUAAAAAUUUGAAUCUCAAAAGAACUAUUUUAUGAUCCAGAAUGUUACCCGAU